UGACCUGAAGUUUUCGCGCCAACGCGAUGCAUUGUGGGCAUAGUAAGCGGAAGUCUGCCGGUUGUUUGUGUCUAUGUGGGCAGGGUGUUCUCGUGUUUUGGUCAUCAGGGUUUAACUGCAGGGGAUUUUAAAACUUCGCUGAAACUGUGAGUGUAAGUUUCUACGAAUGCGGGGCGAAGAGUCGUCGGAUUCGGAGUCGGGGAGGAUGGAGGAAAGUUCAGUCCGGAGGAGUUUGGAGACCUUGUGUCAGGAGUUGAACAUGGACGGGCAGACGGCAACUGAAGCCAUGGAGAACUUCACUGCCAUAUGGAAUACUUACACACUGGAGGGGGAGCUGGUGCACUGCCUGGCCUGCGCUCUGUAUGCAGCCUGCAGGAAGGGCUCCACACCCACAGUGGGCAAAGGGCUGAUGGAGGGAAACUGUGUCUCUCUCACCAGGAUCCUUCGCUCCUCCAAACUCAGCCUGAUCCAGUUCUUCUCAAAGAUGAAGAAGUGGGCCGACAUGUCCAACCUGUCGCAUGACUUCAGGCUGCGCAUUGAGCGGUUGGAGCGCAACUUCGAAGUUUCCACAGUGAUCUUCCGCAAGUUUGAGCCCAUCUUCAUGGACAUGUUCCAGAACCCACAGGGGGGCGAGCCACCACGGCAGCCGCGCAGCAGGAAACACAGGCGGCUUCCCUGUCACAUCAGCGAUUUGUUCAAGUUCUGCUGGACUCUGUUCGUCUAUGCCAAAGGUAACUUCCGUAUGAUCGGUGAUGACCUGGUCAACUCGUACCACCUGCUGCUCUGCUGUCUGGACCUGGUGUUCGGCAACGCUUUGCUCUGCGCCAACAGGAAGGACCUCAUCAACCCAGCGUUCAAAGGUCUGCCUGCUUCGUACUGGGCUGACGGUCACACUUCAGCGGAUGAGCCUCCUCCGUGCGUGUUAGAGAGGCUGUGUGAGCUGCAUGACGGGCUGGUGGUGGAGGCCAAAGGCAUCAAACAGUACUACUUCAGACCCUACAUACAGAAACUGUUCCAGAGACAGAUCCUGAGAGGCAACGAGGAGCAUUUAACAGAAAUGCUGGAUCCACACAACUUCAUUGAUAACAGUAAAGCCAUAAACAGGGAGUAUGAGGAGUACGUGUUGACGGUGGGAGAUUUCGAUGAGCGCGUGUUUCUUGGAGUCGAUGCUGAUGAGGAAAUUGGAACUCCAAGGAAGAUUGUGCAGGAAACGUCUACCAGCCAGAAACAGCUACAACAUGUAGAGAAGUCCGGUUCUUUGGCUCCCUCCACCCCUCUGACCGGGCGGGGCUACUUGAAGGAGAAGGACCUGCUCGUUACACCUGUGUCCUCAGCGACGCAGAGCGUUAGCCGGCUGCAAAGCAUGGUGGCCAGUUUGAGGACAGCACCCAGCGACCAGCUGAUGCAGAUCUUCAAGUUGUGCUCCAGAGACCCCACAGAGUCCAUACUGGCCAGAGUAAAGACCCUGGGACAAACCUUCAAAGAACAUUACACCAAAGACUCUGAGGACGCGCCCGGCUCUCACAUAGACUUUGCAGAGAACCGUCUGAAGCUGGCUGAGAUCCUUUACUACAAGAUCCUGGAGAACGUCAUGGUUCAGGAGAUGAAACGGCUGCAGGGCAAAGACAUGAGCGUGUUGUUGGAGCAGGAUAUCUUCCAUUGUUCCCUGAUGGCGUGUUGUCUAGAGGUGGUAUUGUUCUCCUACAGCUCCCAGAGGACGUUCCCCUGGAUCAUCAAUGUCUUCAAAUUGGCCCCAUUCUAUUUCUAUAAGGUGAUCGAGGUGUUUAUCCGCUCAGAGGAAGGUCUGUCCAGAGACAUGGUGAAGCACCUGAACUCAAUCGAGGAGCAGGUUCUGGAGAGCAGAGCGUGGACCUCAGACUCUGCCCUGUGGAGUGCCCUGCAGGCUGCUGAGAACAGAGUCCCCACAGUAGAGGAGGUGAAUUUCUCCUCCAAUCUUGACAGCGGUUCUGGUCUCACCAGUGGAGGGCCGUCCUAUCUGCCUCUGCUCACCCUCUCCCCCAUUAUCCACCCUCGUAUCAGGGAGUUCAGAUCAGGUCUGGAUAGUGCACGCAAAGAUGUGCCUCCCUCCCCAUUGUCAGUCCACGACAGGUAUAGCUCCCCAGCAGCUGGCUCUUUGGUUAAACGCCGGCUCUUUGGCGACGAUCCUCCGGCCCCAAAGACGGGACUGAACCCCGGUAUGAGCCCGGCCUCGUCUCCAGCCAAAAGGCUGACGUUUGGUUCGAGCAGCACCCUGAGGAUUGGAGAACAGGAGACCCAGACCACCAUCCCCGUCCUGAGCAUCCCACUGCAAGUUGCAGCUCGGAGUAAUGACUGCACAAUUACACUGAUCCCGGUUCAGCCAUGUGACUCCACUGCUCAGUUCCUGGUGACCGCCUCCCCAAGCCGAGCAGCCACCGCACACACCACCUCUGAGGCCCAGACAGGAAAUGGCCGGCCUCGACGCACCGGAUCCCUCGCGCUGUUCUUUAGGAAGGUGUAUCACUUGGCCAGCGUACGUCUGAGGGACCUGUGCGCCAGGCUGGACAUCUCCUCAGAGCUGCGAGGGAAAAUCUGGACGUGUUUUGAACAUGCUGUGGUCCACUGCACAGAUCUGAUGAAGGACAGACACCUGGACCAGCUGCUGCUGUGCAGCAUUUCCAUCAUAUCCAAAAUCACUAAAGAGACUCUCACCUUCCAGGACAUCAUGAAGUAUUAUCGCAGCCAACCACAGGCCAGCAGCCAUUCAAAGUGCCGACACAACCGGAAGACAGGUAGAGGAAACCGCAUUAUUUAA
Molecule: messenger RNA, 2794 nt
Organism: Monopterus albus (swamp eel)
Lineage: Eukaryota; Metazoa; Chordata; Actinopteri; Synbranchiformes; Synbranchidae
Gene: rbl1
Product: retinoblastoma-like 1 (p107)
Exons: 19
Coding region: 167-2794 (875 amino acids)
Biological process (GO): cell differentiation; negative regulation of G1/S transition of mitotic cell cycle; regulation of transcription by RNA polymerase II
Cellular component (GO): chromatin; transcription regulator complex; nucleus
Molecular function (GO): RNA polymerase II transcription regulatory region sequence-specific DNA binding
Source: RefSeq, a predicted model, not a curated record